UGACAGGUGAGAGGAUGACGCUACGGUCAGCUUCAACUGAAGACAACGCCCGCCUAGACAUCGGUGCCAGUGGAGUCUGGGGAGGUCGGUACGAGCGUUCGUACUUUGAUGUCCGGGUUUUCAACCCCCACGCCCCCACCAACGCCAAGUUUGCCUUGCCCGCUGUGUACAAGCGACAUGAGCAGGAGAAGCGUCGCCGCUACGAGGAACGGAUCACCAACGUCGAGCACGCCUCCUUCUCACCAGUUGUCUUGUCCUGCACUGGAGGGUAUGGCAAAGCUGCGACAGCACUCUAUGCUCGGCUGGCAUCGAUGCUCGCCGACAAGAAGCAGGAGCCGUACGCUGCCACAAUGUCCUACAUCCGAUGUAAGCUCAGCUUUGCCCUCAUCCGUGCGGCUGUUGCCAGUCUGCGAGGCCAUCGGCACCGCGUGCCCUCAGAUGCAAAUGACUCGGCCCGAUUUGCGGUUGCCAUGAGCAGCAUCGGUUAAAGCUCCCUCCCGAGGCUCCGUACUAGACUGUUUUCACAGCCAUUUUUGCUCUCAGCCCUUUUUUGCUCUCUCGACUGUUUUCACAGCCAUUAAUUUUUUGCUCUCUCGACUGUCUUCACAGCCAUUUUUUGCUCGUUUUUCUUCCGGUGCUGUUGAGGUUGCACUCGUAAUUGUGUUUAUUUUGCCCGUUUAGCAAUGCGAAAUGACUUUUUCUCGAAGUUAUUUGAAUCUUGUAGU
Molecule: messenger RNA, 725 nt
Organism: Sycon ciliatum
Lineage: Eukaryota; Metazoa; Porifera; Calcarea; Leucosolenida; Sycettidae
Exons: 2
Coding region: 15-488 (157 amino acids)
Source: RefSeq, a predicted model, not a curated record